Mesorhabditis spiculigera is the source of this 336-nucleotide messenger RNA. The record is from the annotation of a GenBank genome assembly. Lineage: Eukaryota; Metazoa; Nematoda; Chromadorea; Rhabditida; Rhabditidae.
AUGGGUGAGGGCUACGAAUAUGAUAUUAUUGUGGACGGGCCCGAUUCGAACUACGUGAAACUGGUGAGCAGUGACGGGCACGAGUUCUUCGUCAAGAGGGAUAAUGCCCUCAUUUCUGGCACUAUCAAGGCUAUGCUCAGCGGCCCGGGCACUUUCACGGAAAACGAGGCGAACGAAGUGAUUUUCCGCGAGAUUCCGUCUCACGUUCUCGUGAAAGUGUGCAACUAUUUUGCGUACAAGACGCGAUACACCAAUUCGGCGGCCGAGAUCCCCGAAUUCAGCAUCGAACCCGAUGUGGCGUUGGAGCUAUUGAUGGCCGCGAAUUUCUUGGAUUGC